Messenger RNA from Schizosaccharomyces japonicus yFS275, 1922 nucleotides. RefSeq names its product CK1/CK1/CK1-D protein kinase Hhp1. Gene Ontology annotation, molecular function: ATP binding; protein kinase activity; transferase activity. The transcript has 2 exons. Gene Ontology annotation, cellular component: nucleus; spindle pole body; nuclear chromosome. NCBI's taxonomy places the organism in Eukaryota, Fungi, Ascomycota, Schizosaccharomycetes, Schizosaccharomycetales, Schizosaccharomycetaceae. Gene Ontology annotation, biological process: positive regulation of clathrin-dependent endocytosis; positive regulation of double-strand break repair; regulation of linear element assembly. The coding region runs from base 247 to 1287 and encodes 346 amino acids. The record is from RefSeq and is a predicted model, not a curated record.
GGUUAGGGUUUGAUUAUGUCGCGGCACGCUCACCACCACUACCAUUCAACCUCGUGGCCUCUUCACCACCAACCUUUCUACCUCACUGACGAACUACGAACCAAACACUCCCUUUCCAUUCACGAACUGCGGUAACGACCUGUAAACCAUUGACGGCGGUUUUAUAUCAUCGUACGGCUAUCAAGAAUUCAAAAUAACCGGGCUCAUAGUUCGGAGAAAUUUACCGGCUACAACGAACCAUUAAAAAUGGCGUUGGAUCUAAGAAUUGGCAACAAAUACAGAAUUGGUCGUAAAAUUGGUAGUGGAUCAUUUGGCGACAUUUAUUUGGGCACGAAUGUCGUUUCUGGAGAAGAAAUUGCGAUAAAGCUAGAGUCGACGCGUGCAAAACACCCGCAGUUGGAAUAUGAGUACCGUGUGUAUAGAAUUCUCUCUGGAGGUGUGGGAAUACCUUUUGUUCGUUGGUUUGGAACAGAAUGUGACUACAAUGCGAUGGUAAUGGAUUUACUGGGUCCGUCUUUGGAGGAUUUGUUUAAUUUUUGCAAUCGUCGCUUUUCAUUAAAAACGGUACUUCUUUUGGCGGAUCAACUGAUAUCUCGCAUUGAGUACAUACAUUCCAAGUCGUUUCUGCACCGUGACAUCAAGCCCGACAACUUUUUGAUGGGCAUUGGAAAACGUGGUAAUCAAGUGAAUGUGAUUGACUUUGGUCUUGCGAAGAAAUACCGUGACCACAAAACUUUACUGCACAUUCCUUACCGUGAAAACAAAAAUCUGACCGGUACGGCACGGUAUGCCAGUAUUAACACACAUUUGGGUAUUGAACAAUCACGUCGUGAUGACUUGGAGUCUUUAGGCUACGUACUCAUCUACUUUUGCCGUGGUAGCCUGCCCUGGCAGGGAAUGAAAGCCGCUACGAAAAAGGAAAAAUAUGAAAAAAUUAUGGAAAAGAAAAUCUCUACUCCCACUGAGGUGUUGUGUCGUGGCUUUCCUCAAGAGUUUUCAAUUUACCUGAACUACACACGCUCCCUCCGCUUUGAUGAUAAGCCCGAUUAUUCUUAUUUGCGCAAACUUUUCCGUGAUUUAUUUUUCCGCCAGAAUUACGAGUACGAUUAUAUGUUUGACUGGACCCUAAAGAGGAAGAACCAGCAGAUAGAAGCUGCUGUAAAUGAGUCCUCAUCCAACAACCAAUCUCGUGCUGCCGAACCGCGUCGCCCUUCCUUCAACCCUCACAACAACCCUCAGAAUAAUAUGUACUACAAGGACGCCGGCCGCAAAACCACGUUGCAGUAGAUGCAACUUAAACGACUUCUUAAGAAUUUAGUGUCUGUGUGUCGUCGAUGUGAUUUUUAUUCGUCUGGUCUAAGCAUCUCUUGUCUUUUAAUGCACAGUUGAGGUGCUGAUCGGACGGCUACUCUGUUCUCUUUCGUCGAGCCAGGCUAUUCGCUUUCGCUCAUCAAUGACUAACCGGUUUAAUGUUUAUUCGCGCGCACAUUCACUCUGUGUUUGGUAUGAUACAUGCAAUGAACCACAACUUUGAAGACAUAAGAGCGUCAUAACAUUCGUUGGACCUUCAAUAAAAGCUUAAUCUGCCGCUUAUUUGCGAAUCAAUUAAACAAAUGGCGAUGAAGAGACGUGACACAGUUGGCUCGUUGGAGGGCGGACAUAGAGAGAGAAGGGGAUUCUUACGAAGGCUACCUGCUUCCAGUCGCAAGCUGCAACAGCAACUCUUCGUUGUGUUCGUUGGGGUCAGGUAUCGUAAAUGAAAAGAACGAUAAGUUCCGGAGAUGGAUGGCUGAAAUACUAGUUUUUUUUUAUGUUUGGUAAAUUUCCUUUUUAGGUUAAUUCGUUGAUGACUAAUUCAUAAUGUUUGUAAUCGCUUUCAAAUGGCCUACUUUUUAUUUUCAAAAUACGUUUGUGUUCUGCUG